GUUUCUCUGAUCAUGGCUCCUGAAUCGACGGCGGAACAAGCUUCGGCGACGGAUAUGGUGAACUCAUCGCUCAUGGAAGAGCACAAAGUCGAAGAGGAAGGCAGCGAUAUCGACAGAAGGUAUAAAUACGUGCUAGGACCAGAACCGGAGUGGGAUUUGGACAGCUACGAUGGUCGUGAAUAUGAAUCCGAUCCCGAAGAUCGUCAGUUUUUCUCCGACGAAGACGAUUAUCAAGAAUUUCGUAUCCGCAAGCGUCAGGCUAUCGAGAGUAAGGGAUUUCUUCCAGAACCUUUGAGUGGAAUUUACCCAAUCCAAGAUCUUGAAGAAAGAGCGUAUCGCAACAUGACUGCUCGGGAGUUGAUGACUAACUUGUGUGUUAAGAAAUUAAACGAUGAAAAGGGAAAUACUGUGGAAUUGGUAGAGAUUGUGAGAGCUAUUGACGCAGGAGGUGCUAGAUGGAAUUCUUAUAUAACGUUUAUGGCUCGAGAGUAUUCUAAUGGACCUCUUGUUGAGUACCAAGCCAAAGUCAUGAACUAUGCAGGAAACGAGAAACCUCCUUUCCCUAUUCUUUGCAGACCAAGUCCUAAACUCUCUGUUUAAACUUGCAUCUGAGAUUGGGUAUGUUGACGCCUAGCUAACCAAGGCGCAUGAUGCAAUGAGGUUGUAGUUAUAAGCUUUAUUAUAUUAAGUGUUAAGUGUAGUGAAGUUUGGGACCUAUAUGUGUGACCUAUGAAUAUAACUCUGUAGUCCUUCUAAUGAUAUAUAUCAUUGAGGUUAUGUUCAAAUA
This is a messenger RNA of Arabidopsis lyrata subsp. lyrata, 787 nucleotides long. RefSeq lists its product as uncharacterized. The record is from RefSeq and is a predicted model, not a curated record. NCBI's taxonomy places the organism in Eukaryota, Viridiplantae, Streptophyta, Magnoliopsida, Brassicales, Brassicaceae.